Messenger RNA from Bombus huntii, 1943 nucleotides. RefSeq lists its product as uncharacterized. NCBI's taxonomy places the organism in Eukaryota, Metazoa, Arthropoda, Insecta, Hymenoptera, Apidae. The transcript has 5 exons. The record is from RefSeq and is a predicted model, not a curated record. Bases 139 to 966 code for a protein of 275 amino acids.
GUCCAUGGUUUGUCAUGUCGUGACGAUUCGGAGUAGGUGCAUGACUAUAUAUGCCAGGGACAAUGUUCGUGUCGCCCAGUUUCUUCAGAGCCAAACGAUACAACACAGCCACGAGGACUAAUUUAUUUUUCACGUUCCAUGGAGAUGUCGUUUAAUUUCCGGAAUCCUGUCCUGCUCUUGUUAUCUUUGGCGGCGAUCGUCGGAGGCAACCCCAAGUUUGACGAUGGAGGGUUCAUACCGAGUUCCAUGAUUUAUCUGGAAAAGAACGCAAAGUCCCAAGAUCAGAUAGCUAUGCCUUCCGAGCCAAGGCUACGCAGUGAGACAUCAACAAAGCGGAGUGACGUGGACAACGACGUGGAUAUUACGGACCGCAGCCAAGAACCUCGAUUUGGUUUCACGAACCUUGGUAGCACAGGAAGCGGUUACGGAGUAUCAACGUAUGCUCCGGCGAAGAUAGACUUGGGAGGAUUGUUCUUGGGCGCUAUCAUAGGGAUAGGUUCCAUCCUCAUCAUACCUAAACUACUCUACAUUCUUUCUGGCACUUACGGCCAUUAUGCAAGAAGCGAGGAGAGUGGCUUCGCUCAAAUCAUGACAAGAAUGGACGACGUUCUGGCUCGUCACGGUAUCGACACGACAUCCUGCAUGCAACGAGCCGUCUGUACUUAUUCGCAACAGGCCUCCUCGUCGGUGAAAGAGGCCAAUAAGCUAAGCGACGAUGAGAAGGCCUCGUCGUUCGAUCGCGUGAUCGAUACGAUCACGACGAAUCAGAUUUUCCGAACGGCCAUGGAAGGAACCGCGAUACAAGAAGCGGUGGAAGCAGGGAGAGCCGGUCGAAAUUGUUCGCGGACUUAUUCACAUUGCGGAUUUUCCAUGGAAACGAUACUGUCUUUAUUAUCGAACGUAAUUACCACUGUCGCCGCAGUUAAUACAGGAACCACGACGCCCACAGGAAAUGGCACGUUGUAAUCGCUAAGAGUGAAAAUUUCUGAUUACGCGGUAAAAUAUCCUACUACGAUUCUCGGACAUUGAAGCGUAAUGGAAAUGUAGUCGUCUUUAGGUAAAGUUGAACAGGAUAGUAACGAAGAAUACAUUAGCGCCAUAUGAUAAACCGUAUAUCAUAUUAUACGGUUUCAUUUACGUAAUCGAGUAGUCAUUUAUCAUAAAUACGAUCAGUUCCUCGUGAUGCAAUUGAAAUAUUAUUCGUAAAUGAAAUUAGUCGCAAGUAUCUUUUAACAAAUAAAAAAGGAACAAAUUGCAACAAUUUCCUUUUACGUUUAUUUGGUCUUACACGCAUGCGAACCGAGAAAAGUGAAAUUGUUCCCGCGUAAUAUGACGAAGUCGCUAGUUCGCGCAAUUUGGCGCGUAACGCGACGACUUUCCUUCGACGUAGACACUUAUUCUUUACACAAUCCUCGUGUAAAGCAAACAGGACCGUAUGUAAUUACAUAGCGUGACGAUCUGUUAUUUUUCAGUGCGAACACGAUGUACAACGUUGUACGCUAUUUUAAAGGUUCUACGAUCUCCGAUGUAGAUACGAUAAUCCUUUAGAGCGUACAUAAAUAUAGAAUUUUUCCAUUAAAAUGUAUGAGUCGUGUGCGAGGUGUUGAUUCCUAAGAGAAUUAAAAUGAACUUUGUCAAAUUAACGUGAAAUAUCGAACCGUCGAUAUUCGAAUUGGAACUUAAGCCCCCAAGAUAGUUCUCGAGGAAUUCGUUCUUAAUUACAGAUUAUACAGCACUAUGAUAUAUUCACGUUAGUAAAGUGCAGUUUCGCUUUUACAGAAAAGAUGUUGGAAAUUCUCUGUUAUACUCUGCACAUGUAAUUAUAUGUAUAUAUCCUAGAAGUUCUUUGGUCCUUAGCAAAAUACAUAAAUCUUCGUUGAACGCAUUGUUAAAGCUAUGUAAUUUAGUUGACAUUAAUAAAUUCAACAAACACAAGCAAUCAA